Molecule: messenger RNA, 5510 nt
Organism: Ixodes scapularis (black-legged tick)
Lineage: Eukaryota; Metazoa; Arthropoda; Arachnida; Ixodida; Ixodidae
Gene: Sulf1
Product: putative extracellular sulfatase Sulf-1 homolog
Exons: 18
Coding region: 401-3286 (961 amino acids)
Molecular function (GO): N-acetylglucosamine-6-sulfatase activity; glycosaminoglycan binding
Source: RefSeq, a predicted model, not a curated record
UUGAAAUAAAUGCCCAGACGGUGCUUCAGCGGAAGUUUCCUCACCACAGGCUCUAAACAAAGCCGACGCUUUUUUCUGACAUAACGAUGGCGGCUUCGCAGAGUCAACCAAUCCCAACCGUUUGCGCUUCAGAGCGCGUUUCUUGCGACUGAGGGUGCCCUUCCUUUCACAAAGUUGGUUGGGUGAAUUUGGCUCCUCACUUGGUCGUCUCUGAUUGAAUGGAAGUGGCGCUUUUUCUGCUGCGUUUACUAUUUUAAAGAUCACAAAAGCGAAGAUGCGGUUGCUCAAACCGUUCCAGGGAAAACUUAGUUAAAAGCAGGCGAAUUAAUUAUACAUCGGCCUUCGAAACUUUACCGCCAACUUCACCGAAGGUUUCCUUGUUUUUGUCCGCAACCCCACUAUGCCGAAGCGAUGGACGAACUUGCAGACAAUCGGAAACGUCUCGUGCCUCCUGCUGCUUCUGCUGCCUCCAACCUUCUGCCGACGCUCGACGAAUCCACUGCCCAGCGAAGCCCGUGUCUCGGGACCAUGGUCCGAGUCUCGGGGCGAUGCUGGCCCAACGUCGGCCGCCACGUCCAGUUCCUCGGCCUUUGACGGGCGCCGGCCGGUGUGGAGGGGUGUGCCGGUCGCUCUACGGUCUUCUCCAGUGCCUCCACGGAAGAAAGAGCCACGUCCGCCCAAGUCCAACGUUCUUCCGCGCGAAAAGAAGCCCAACAUCAUUCUGGUAUUGACGGAUGACCAGGACAUUGAGCUGGGCUCGAUGGGGUUCAUGCCCAAGACAAUGUCGAUCCUGGGGCAGGGCGGGGCCCACUUUCCGCAUGCCUACGUGUCCACGCCCAUGUGCUGUCCGUCCCGGAGCUCCCUGCUGACGGGCCUGUACGCCCACAACCACCAGGUGCACACCAACAACGACAACUGCUCCUCCCCGCAGUGGCAGCAGGAGUUUGAGUCGCGCUCCUUCGCCACCUACCUCAGCAGCGCUGGCUACCGAACAGCCUACUUCGGCAAGUACCUGAACGAGUACAACGGGAACCACAUCCCUACGGGGUGGCGGGAGUGGGCGGCCCUGGUGCGCAACUCGCGCUUCUACAACUACACGGUGAGUGUGAACGGCCACAAGCGCAAGCAUGGGGAGGACUACGCUCGGGACUACUACCCGGACCUGGUGGCCAACGAGAGCCUGGCCUUCCUGCGCCAGUCCAAGCAGCUCUUCCCCACACGGCCCGUCAUGAUGGUCGUCUCCUUCCCCUCGCCUCAUGGGCCCGAGGACUCCGCCCCUCAGUACCAGCAUCUCUUCCACAACGUCACCACGCACAGGACUCCCAGCUGGAACCAUGCUCCCAACCAGGACAAGCAGUGGCUGUUGCGCUACACGGGCCAGAUGGAGCCCAUCCACAUCCGCUUCACCGACAUGCUCCACACCAAGCGGCUGCAGACCCUGCAGACGGUGGACGACGCCGUCGAAAGGCUGUACAAGGAGCUGGUGAGCCUGGGCGAACUGGACGACACAUACAUCUUCUACACGUCGGACCACGGCUACCACCUGGGCCAGUUCGGGCUGGUCAAGGGCAAGUCGAUGCCCUUCGAGUUUGACAUUCGGGUGCCCUUCUUCGUCCGGGGCCCUAAGGUGCCCCGCGCCACAAGGAUAAAAGAGAUAGUUCUGAAUAUUGAUCUAGCGCCAACCUUUCUAGAUAUUGCUGGCGUUGAGAUUCCGGAUCACAUGGAUGGAAAGUCCAUCUUCCCAAUCCUGACUGAUGCCUUUGCGUCCACAGCAACUGGUAAUAACCAGGUAGAACCAAAACGGAAGAAAUCAUGGCGUGACACUUUCCUCAUUGAGAGAGGGAAGGUCACGAAAGAGUACCUAUUUGAGGGCCUGCACAAAUCCACCCGAGAGCGCAACGUUCACGUCAAGUGCUCGUCUGGGAGGCAUCCCUCGCCAUGCCUCGCAAAUCAGAAAUGGGAAUGUGUCCACGACGGGGAACGGUGGCACAUGCGACGCUGCAAGCUGCACCCACGCCAUCGCAAGGACUGUGUCUGCUCCGAUAAUGGAGCAGACUCUGGAACAGUUGCGCUCGAAUCGAGUUCUGGCUUGGAUUUGGGUGGCUCCGGCUUGGAUCUGGCUGGCUCGGAGCUCGCGCCGUCGAAAACGGUAGUUUUCAAAAAGCCCAGGCCCGUGGCGCACUCUAUGCUGGCGGCCGUGGACUCAACCGGCCAUUUUGGGAGCUUGAGCUCAAAACUGACUGCCGAGGAACGGAAGCAGCAGCGGAGGUUCCUGCGGGAGCAUGUCGGACGAGCUUUCAGGCCCGUCUUCAUGGGGGUGAGGGCACGGAGACGUGCGGAGGAACUUCAAGACGGUCUGGACUUGGCCGAUGACUCUGCAGUUUCGGCGUUCCUCAAUGCGACGGUGGAAGAGCUGCUACAAGAGGAGGUGAAGCUGCUCCCCAAGGGGUCACCGCCGGCGCCUCGCAGUGAAGUGGUCCUGGGAGACGAGCCCAAGCAGGACACGCUGUGCGGACCCGAGGGCAAGUGGUGCCUAGAACCGGCCACGGUGCCCCAGAAGCGGCGCCACCUGUGGCGGCACAAGAAGGAGCGCAUCGACGCCAUCAUCCGCAGGCUGCGCCAGAAGCUGGAGGAGCUUAAGGACCUGCGCAAGACCAUGAAGAAGAAGAAGCACAAGCACCAUGCCGCCAGGACCAGGCUGGCCGCAGCGGACACUCCCGAGGCCGGGGACUGCGUCUGCAGGGAGGAGCGGCUCGGCGUCAUCCCUGUCGGGAGCCUCGAAGAUUCUUUUGGAGGCGAGCCGGGCCGGAGGACGGACGAGAAGACUAAGCGGAAAGAGCGCAAGUUCCGCCGCAAGUCCAAGUUUGAGAACACGACGUGCAACCUGGAGAAGAUGAACUGCUUCACCCACGACGACAACCACUGGAAGACGCCGCCGUUCUGGACAUUGGGUCCUUUCUGCUUCUGCCAGAAUGCGAACAACAACACCUUCUGGUGCCUGCGGACGAUCAACGACACCCACAACUUCCUCUACUGCGAGUUCAUCACGGGCUUCAUCACCUUCUACGACAUGACGGCAGACCCCUACCAGUUGAGGAAUGCUGUGCAUGACCUGCCUUCUCAAGUGGUCCAAGAGCUACACAAUUCUCUGGAGCGACUGAAGCGCUGCCGUGGUGCCAAGGAGUGCCAAAUGAGAUACAGGGGCGAAGGCCGGAAGGGAGAUGCCUCGCAUGGGACCAUUCGAUCGAGGCACGACAGGCACUGGAGAAACUCUCGCGCAAAGUGAGCUUCGGCCACAUUUUCGUCCCACCCUUUGCUCACCAUAAAACAAAGGAAGCUGUGCCACACCCGGAAUCGGGGCCCAGCGACAGCAACAGUUCCUGUAAAUUCUGAUGUCGCCUCGCUGACCUAGCAUUUUGUUUUUGGUUGGGAUCGGAAAAUGUUUCAAGGUAGUGACUGACUGAAAUGCACUCUACGUGACUUCCUGACAAUGCUCCUUAAGCAUAAUUGCUCAAAAGGUUAUGUUACUUUGUGUGGCGGGGGAGGCCACCUCUUUCUACAAGUUGUUUUCGUGGGGGAUGACUCGUGUCCCAAAGUUCGUUGUACUUGCGAUGCGUUGCGUUGUACUUGCGAUGCGUUGGCAGAGGAAGACGUCGGCUAUCAACAAGCCUGGGAAUCGUGGCCACCUGGUGGUCGGAGCACGAAACGAAAAAGUGGGGAGAAGGUUACUUUCUGUGGUCACUGCAAAAUUUUCAAACUCUUCUCACAAGUCUGCAGAAAGCAGAACGUUCUCACCUGAAAUGUUUCUUUCGAAAUCCCGGGAAGAUUUAUUUUUGAAUAUGGGAAUGACUUCAGCUGUUUGUCAUCUUUUUGUCUCAUAUUAGUCUCCAUGGAUUGCGGUAUACUUAAAGAAGUAGGUCCUUGCUGUACCGUAAGUCAAACCUUCCUGCAGUUCGAGCAUUCCCUGUUUCCCACUUCACGUUUCGACAUUGUUGUGGGUCAACGCAAGUCUGCUUGGUGGUGGUUUUCAAAUGUGCAUUUGUGGUAUGUCUUAUCGGCAAUGCCCACGGCAUUUGUAGUCUUGGGCCACGUUUUUCGGCCAUCAUGUUUAGGUAGGUUUUAUAUGUAUCGCAAUCGCUGUUGCAUCACUCUGUAUGUUUUUGAAUCUCUUUCUGCAUCUUAGUUUAGAUACUUUUAUGUUUACAAUUUCUGCGACGCUAAGCGUGCCCCUGCUCAAAAGCGCUGGUUGCUUUUGCGACGGGUUUGUGCGGCCCCACUUUCCAGCUCAUGCGUGUACUACAAGGUGGUUUCGAAGAAAACAGCUGUUCUUAAGCAAUCUAGGGAUCAACGACUGUGCGUAUCAGUUUGGGUUCCCUCGAAUGUGUACUUUGCUGGUUUCUGUUCUGCUGAUACUUUCCCUUUGGAAACAUUAACAGAACACUUAUUUUUACUUUUUGACAGGGGUUAGCAACUAGGCCACUUGUUGCAGUGUGAAAACAUUGUCAUGAGAUGGCGUAACCCGGCCAUUGUCUAGUACAGUGAAUAGCAUGAAGUUGGGCUUUGAAAUUUUGUUCUGUAGUACGCAUCAUUAUACUAAAGUACACAUUUUUGUGUUGCCUAUCACAUCCCGCUACGGUUUGCAGCUCCUAAGACCUGUCUGCCAGUCGUUUUCUUCGGGGCACCUCGUGUCAUGAUGUCGGGGGAGCAUAUUCAGUUGUGACUGGACUUUUUUUUUUUUUUUUUUUAAUUACUAUUGCAAUUUGAGGUUAUGAGGAGAAGAUCCAGCCUUGCCUGUUGCUGUACAAAUGUGAGUUGAGAUGCUAGCCGGGCAUGCUGCCUUUUUGGCGACAAAUUAACUGCAGCCUCGAGCCAAAGACAGUCUUUUUUUCUUUCAUGCAUUGGUCAGCCGAGACAAAAGUAAUGUUCCUAGAGAUGUUUUCUUGAGCCGACUUGUAGUUGGGCUUUACCUACUUUUGUACCGACCACUUUGAACGGGCAGUUUUCACGAGCCGGAGCGGCAGUUGUGAAGGGAGUGAUACGAAGGAAUAUCGUCGCAGCGUCGUUUGGUUGCGGAGUUAGUUUUUUUUCCACAUAUUUAUACACACACCUUGUAAUAUAUACACCCCAGUGCUAUGCAGCGACGUAGGAAAAUGUAUGUUUUCAGUGUUUAGGCUGUUAAGUAGUUUUUGCGGUUGACAUUGUUUUAGAGAGAGUAUGGUCAUUGCCAUUAGCACACUUUCUUUUUGAAGUGCAUGUUCAGGAACCAUGGCCGUUCAAUGUUACUAUGUUGUGUCUUUGACCUUGCUUUUUAUUUUCUGAAAGUGGGCAUUUGUUUAGGAUUUCAACCGACUUUUUGUGCAGACUUUCUGUUCAGAACAAAGACCUGCCUCGUUCUAGUUUUACAAAUUUUGUAAACACUGUUGGAAGCGAAUUUGAGUGAUAUUGUUUGAAGGUCACACGCAUGGACACUUGCACUGCUUCUGAAUAAAAAUAUAAUUUACUUUUUUUCA